Penicillium griseofulvum is the source of this 2136-nucleotide messenger RNA. Its product is annotated as Zn(II)2Cys6 transcription factor domain-containing protein. Gene Ontology annotation, biological process: cellular response to starvation; regulation of DNA-templated transcription. Gene Ontology annotation, cellular component: nucleus. Lineage: Eukaryota; Fungi; Ascomycota; Eurotiomycetes; Eurotiales; Aspergillaceae. The coding region runs from base 1 to 2136 and encodes 711 amino acids. Gene Ontology annotation, molecular function: RNA polymerase II transcription regulatory region sequence-specific DNA binding; DNA-binding transcription factor activity, RNA polymerase II-specific; zinc ion binding. The record is from RefSeq and is a predicted model, not a curated record. The transcript is spliced from 3 exons.
AUGAAUAUGGAAGCCAAGAACGGCUCCCCGGUUCCUGCAGAGGACUUCAGUGGGGAUCGUGACUCAGCCGAUAUUACAGAACACGAACAAAUGGACAUAAAGCCCAAAACGAAUGGUGAUAGCAAAGCGGACCGCAAAGCAGCCAACGCCAAGGAUCCCUCCCGACCGCGACGGAAGAAGGCCCGACGAGCUUGCUUUGCAUGCCAACGAGCCCAUUUGACUUGCGGCGACGAACGACCGUGUCAACGGUGCAUCAAACGCGGUCUUCAAGAUGCUUGCCAUGAUGGCGUUCGCAAGAAGGCCAAGUAUCUUCAUGAUGCCCCCGACGGAGCGUUGAUGCCAGCUGUCAGUGCUAGCAAUAACACUAGUCUAUACAACACCACACUGCGCAAUAAUAUGCCUAUGUCUAGAAAUGGCGCAAAUACUGUCAACCCCAACCAGCAACACAGCCAACAACUUGGUCAACAACAUAGUCAGCAGCACAACCAACAACAUAACCAACAACCGACCAACUCGACAAGUAGCAACUUUUAUCCUACGCCCCAGACACAGGCAGGAUCUUACAAUCCCUACCAGGAAUCCUCCAUGAGCCAAAGCCCUUUUACCACGCAAUCACCCGUUUCACCUACUUUCAACAUGAAGAGCAGCACCAAUGGUCGGAACCCGAGUCUUUCGUCGACCGUGAACCAGCAGCCUACUCCAAGUACUGCUCUCUCUGGGGAUACAAGUCAGUCUCAGAAUCCUUUUGCAGGCCCAUUUUUUGAUCCCAGUGAUCCAGCUCUCUUCAACUUUGAUCUAUCGAGCAUGAACUUCGAAAAUCGAUACGGUGCUUUGGAAUUCGGUAUGCUUGGACAUAUGGCCACCGGGGCGGCCGGUGACUCUCCAACUGAUUCCGCAGGACAGCGGGGUUCGAUCGGCCGCAGUGGAUCAGCCCAGUUCUCCACACCAGCUCCUGGAUUUGGAGAAAGCCCGGGGAAUCAACCUUUCAUGUUUGGCGAUCCCCUCUUAAAUGAUUGGACGACAGGGCCGGCCUCGGGCCAGCAUGUGAAUGUUGGGGGGGUGUAUGGUCAAAAUAGCAUGCUCUCCGAACACAUGAAAGCAAAUGCACCACAUGCAUUUGCGAUCGAAACUGGGCCAGCAAGUUUCACUAGUCCUGGCUCGGCCACAAGCCCGAACAUUACAACGGCUACAUUCGAUGACGGCCCAUUCAACAAUGUCGCUCCUGCUCCCAAGUCCAAGUCCAACAGCCUGGUGCCGAAUGGGCAACGCCAGGUGGCGUCAUCGUCGAUCUUGAAGCACCCAAAUUUGCAGGUUGGCCCUAAACGGCGUCACCGCAAUCCUUCAUCAAUAUACGAGAGUGUGAAGGAGCCGUAUGCUUACACAAGUGGUUUCCACAAUCUCACUGCUUUCAUCCAACGUCGCUUUACGCCACAAAAGACCGUACGAAUUGCCAAGGCCCUUGCGUCUAUCCGACCCUCUUUUAUCGCAACUACUAAGACCCUUAAUCGUGAUGAUCUCAUUUUCAUGGAAAAAUGCUUCCAGCGAACCCUCUGGGAGUACGAGGACUUCAUCAAUGCAUGUGGAACACCGACCAUUGUCUGCCGACGCACUGGCGAGAUCGCGGCCGUGGGUAAGGAGUUCAGCAUCCUGACUGGAUGGAAAAAGGACGUGCUUCUAGGAAAAGAGGCAAACCUCAACGUCAACACUGGUGCGUCAGGCGUACCCCAAUCUGGGACAACGUCACGCGGCAGUUUCACGCCGCGUGGCUCAACAUUAGAAAAUGCCAAUAGUGGACGCCCCCAGCCGGUGUUUUUGGCUGAGCUCCUCGAUGAUGACAGCGUUGUAGAGUUCUACGAGGACUUUGCGCGUCUGGCAUUCGGGGAUUCUCGUGGCAGUGUCAUGACUCGGUGCAAGCUGCUUAAAUACAAGACCAAGGAGGAUAUGGAGGUUGCACAGUCCGAUGAUAACGGGAAAUGGAACAACCAUCUCCGCAAGGGUGGAAUUGCUGGCGAGGCUGGCAUGAACCAGCUCGGUUUCAAGGAUGGAAAGGUUGAUUGCGCGUACUGCUGGACAGUGAAACGCGACGUGUUCGAUAUCCCGAUGCUCAUUGUGAUGAACUUCUUGCCAUGCAUCUGA